Molecule: messenger RNA, 615 nt
Organism: Mytilinidion resinicola
Lineage: Eukaryota; Fungi; Ascomycota; Dothideomycetes; Mytilinidiales; Mytilinidiaceae
Exons: 2
Coding region: 1-615 (204 amino acids)
Source: RefSeq, a predicted model, not a curated record
AUGGCUGGCAAAAGCGAGUACGUGGAUGUCACCAAGCAAACCGAGGAUGACUAUGUCGACGUCACAGCGGCACCCCCGGCAUAUGGAGAGCCCAAUGGAGGAGAAGGAUCGAAUUCUGAUAGUAGGGUGUACACCGACACAUUGAAAGCAGAUGCCAAAGGAAAAGUAGAUGUGCAAUCACCAAAAGAAUCUUCAAACCAAAGCUCGUCCAGAGCUGAAGUAUCAAUCGCCGAAGAAGUCGCCUCGGAAAUCCGCUCUCUAGACGUCGGCGACCCAAACGAGUCCAUCUCCAUACCCAUGAUUUUGUCCACCGAGAAGCGCUCGUUCAAGUCUUUCAUCAAGGGCAAAAGCGGCGAAGUGUCCCAACAAGUCAUUGUGCGGAAGAUGACUCGAGAACAUUACAAGAAGUUCUAUGCCAAAGACAAAGAUGGCAAUUACGUCGGCACUGAGAAGGCAGCUCCGGAUGCUGGCUUGGUAUUCGUGCCGUCAAAAAGCACGCCGGAGGACAUCUUGGAGCAAGUGAGGAAGGUCGCCUUUGGGAAGCAGCAUAACAUCGAUGGCUUUGGAGGUGUUUACGCUUAUGGAGUAGGAGGAGGUGGGUACAGCGCUGGGUAG